GUCCAACCAUAGAACAAGUCCAACUCAGCGGUUGUGUUGUUAAAUGUUAAUUGUUAUGCAGUAUUGCACUAUUGCAGUGUUAAGACACUAGUCGCUGUUGGUCGUGUUUGUCGUUACGAUUUCUUUUUUUAUCGCCGCCGCAGUAUUAUCUGCCUCCGUUCCUAUAGACUGUACAAUCUGGCGGGUCCAUUUAACAUUUAGUAUUCGUCGCUCGUCCGUCGCGUUUGUUAUCAUGUCUGCGGUGCGCGCGUGACACGACGGUGCAUAAUUUCGAGUCGUUGCCGGUGCUUACGUACGUGCGUGUGUGUGUGUGCUUUGAAUAUCUAUUUUCGUUUAUGCGAAUCGGCCGAUCAUGCUGGGUUGGCUGAGGAAAGAUGACGGUAAGAAGAUCGAGACGUACGAGUCCGUCCUGGACGGGCUACGGGAAAAGUACAAGUCCAAAUUGUUGCCCCUGGAACUGGCGUACCAGUUUCACGAUUUCCACUCGCCGCAGCUGGACGACCCCGACUUUGACGCUAAGCCCAUGAUACUGCUGGUCGGCCAGUACUCCACGGGCAAAACUACGUUCAUCAAACACCUCUUAGAAUCCGAUUUUCCCGGCAUUCGCAUUGGGCCCGAACCCACCACCGAUCGUUUUAUAGCUGUAAUGUACGAUGACAACGAAUCAAUUAUUCCAGGGAACGCGUUGGUAGUAGACCCAAAACGACAAUUCAGACCUCUGUCAAAAUUCGGCAACGCAUUCCUCAAUCGGUUUCAGUGCUCUUUAGUAAAUUCACCUGUCCUAAAAGGUAUCUCAAUAGUUGAUACCCCUGGUAUUCUAUCAGGCGAAAAACAAAGAGUGGACAGGGGUUAUGACUUCACCGGCGUAUUAGAGUGGUUUGCUGAGCACGUGGAUAGAAUUAUUUUGCUUUUUGAUGCUCACAAGUUGGACAUAUCAGACGAAUUUCGUAGAUCAAUUGAAGCACUACGAGGUCACGACGAUAAAAUUAGAAUUAUUUUGAAUAAAGCUGAUAUGAUUGAUCAUCAACAACUAAUGCGUGUUUACGGAGCACUGAUGUGGUCCUUAGGAAAAGUUCUUCAAACUCCUGAAGUAGCCAGGGUUUAUAUUGGAUCCUUUUGGGACAAACCAUUACGCUAUGAUGGUAACAGAAGAUUAUUUGAAGACGAAGAACAAGACUUGUUCAAGGACCUGCAGUCUUUGCCGGGAAACGCGGCGUUGAGGAAACUAAACGACUUGAUAAAACGUGCAAGAUUAGCCAAAGUUCACGCUUACAUAAUCAGCGCGUUACAUAAAGAAAUGCCAGCUCUUUUCAGGAGAGACGGCAAGAAAAAAGAAUUGAUCAAAAACCUUGGCACAAUUUACCAAAAUAUCCAGAAAGAACAACAGAUUUCGCCAGGAGAUUUUCCCGAUCUCAAAAAAAUGCAGGACGUACUGGUGAACUUAGAUUUUAGUAAAUUCCAAAGUCUUAAACCCCAUCUGUUGGAAGAGGUCGAUAAGAUGCUUGCCAACGACAUCGCCAAGUUGAUGGCUAUGAUCCCUUUGCAGGACAUGCAUAACCGUAAGAUGAAUAAUGGAGACGCCGAACAGCAGCAACAACAGCAGGCUGUAGUUAAAGGUGGUGCAUUUGUGAGCGUCCAGGACACAGCAAGCCCAUUCGGGUACAAGAGAGGAGAAGGUAUUGAUGCUGGCAAGGGCGAAACUGGUUGGGUGGUGGCCAAGGAACGGCAGAAGUAUGACGCGGUAUUCAACACGCUGGAGAAGUCUGACGGAAAACUGUCGGGAGCCGUGGCAAAAGCCGAAAUGGUCAAAUCGAAACUGCCCAACUCUGUGCUGGGUAAAAUAUGGAAGUUGUCGGACAUUGACCAUGACGGUUUUCUGGACAUGGAUGAGUUCGCGUUGGCAAUGCAUCUGAUACAAGUGAAGCUGGGUGGGCAUGAUCUGCCCGUCGAAAUACCCGAUCACUUAAUUCCUCCCUCAAAACGGGACGUUUAGCGACAGACAGAAAGAAAACAGGAAUCCUAUGUACAUUAUAAUAUAUAGUAGACACAACACCAACACUCGAAAAAAAAUAUAUUAUGUAUAUAUUAUAUUACGUAAUAUGGAUGUAUCGUGUAUGUUAAUUUAUUUAUAUAUUUAUAUAGUCAAUCGAACGAAAUGUAUAAAAAAAAAGGCCUGGUCUGUCAAAUUUUUGAGUAUGCUCUGUCACUUUCAGGGGUUAAAACGAAAUAAUUACACGGGAUAUGAUCACUGAACGGCAACCGAAGUUAUUCAUUAUAAUACCUAAUAUUUAGAUAAUGUUUUUUUUAUAUCAUAUAAUAUUAUAAUAUCAUACUACCUAUACUGUGUGAUGAAGAAGUGUUGCUUUUUGUUGUUGUUAUUUUUGCGGCAUUUAAUUUUUGUAUCAAUUUCGCAGCGACCAUGUGAUAUUUAUUAUUUAUUAUAUAUUUUAUAUACUUAAAACGAGAAGAAAAUGUCAAUUUUGUUCAAUCAUUGAUAAAUUAUACGCUAUUCUAAUGUAGAUUAUACGAUGUAAAUUAAAUUAUUGUUUUGUACUACUCAACAGACUUAUUAUCGUCCAAAGUGUUUUUGCCGAACCAACACAUUAUAUACGCGGUGUUAGCCGAGACCAAUAAUAAUAUAUGAUUUUUUUUUUAUAUAUAUUGUAACAAGUAAACUACCACUAUAUACCUAGUUAAAUUAUAUUUUUAUUGUAUUUGAUAAAUAUUUAUGUAAUUUAUCUUAAAGAAAUGUAUUUAUAUUUCUUGUUACACGUGUUUUUUGAAUUUGAUUAUAUAUUUUUGAAAUUAAA
Messenger RNA from Metopolophium dirhodum (rose-grain aphid), 2810 nucleotides. RefSeq names its product EH domain-containing protein 1 (gene Past1). The coding region runs from base 353 to 1993 and encodes 546 amino acids. The record is from RefSeq and is a predicted model, not a curated record. The transcript has 6 exons. Gene Ontology annotation, molecular function: GTP binding; protein binding; calcium ion binding. Lineage: Eukaryota; Metazoa; Arthropoda; Insecta; Hemiptera; Aphididae. Gene Ontology annotation, cellular component: plasma membrane; cytoplasm. Gene Ontology annotation, biological process: endosomal transport; endocytosis.